AUGAAUAUUAUCCCAAGAUUACAUUACGUAAUUAUUAAUGAAUAUUUGAAUGCCAUUUUAAAACUUGGAUUACACACUAAAGCCAUUAAUACACUUAGAAUCCUUGACGAUGGAAAAUAUUUCCCUACACAUAUGCACGUGUCCACUGUAAUUAGGUCAAUAACAAAGGAUCCAACUAGAACUUUAGAAGCUGCAGAACUCUUGGAACAUUUCAAGUAUACAUAUAGAACAGACAGAUACUCCACUUUUGCCAACCAAUACUCAGAGUCUUGUCUAUGCGUUUUACAUGGAUUUGAUCUAGCUGGUUCAUAUAAUGAGGCAAUUGAUUUUGUGUUGAGAAAUGAUAUUUUAAAGUUUGUAGAACAGACGAGAUGUGGAAAACUAUUGGCCAAAAUAUUGUCUAUUCUAUUGAGACAAAAAAAUUUUACAUUAUUCAAUCAACUCAAGUCUAAAUACCUCGAAAACAUUUUCUCUUCAGAUUAUCCCUUCAUUAAGUCAAAAGAUAGAUUAUUGUAUGUCUUGAUUAACUAUCAUUCUUUGCUUGGAGAAGUAGACCAAACAACUCAGUUACUGUCAAAGGUAGAAAUGCGAGAUUCAAAGCUAUAUCUUUCAGUAGUUAAACAACUUUACACUAAGAAGUCAGCAGAGUUUCUAGAAAAAUUCAUAUUUGAAGCUAUACCACCUAUUUACAGAAAUAAUUACCAUUUGGGCUAUCUUAUUAGAAAAUUAGUAGAUGAGAAACAAUAUGAAAAGGCAAAGCAAAUUUUUAUAUCAAUACCCCAUAAUGAAAGAACAUAUAUUUUAUGUGAUCAAUACCUAAGAGGACUUUAUAUGGAAAAGAAUCCAAAACAAAAUAUCAUCGAGGCUCUCACCAUUUACGAAGAGUUGGUAAAAACCAAGCAAGAAACUGAAAGCCUUAUCUAUACAAAUGUUUGUGCUUACUAUGUAAUGCAAAUACUCUAUGAUGGAGGAUUUAAUGUUCAAUUAGAAUCUUUUUUCAACAACCUUGGUACUGUCACAAUACCUCAAUUAAUGUUGAUGGCAAAGUACUAUUUGGAAGUAAAUAAUAUUGAGAAAGUUGAAAUGUGCAGAGAAGAAAUUAAAAAGGUAAGGCCUCUAGCCCAAAACUUUAGAGAGUACAUGACAAUAAGCAAUUAG
Naegleria gruberi is the source of this 1158-nucleotide messenger RNA. RefSeq lists its product as uncharacterized. The coding region runs from base 1 to 1158 and encodes 385 amino acids. Lineage: Eukaryota; Heterolobosea; Eutetramitea; Acrasida; Naegleriidae. The transcript has a single exon. The record is from RefSeq and is a predicted model, not a curated record.